CUCUGAUUUCCAGAGGUGCUUGUCAAGGUGGGAAGAAAUUCAACGUUCCGACCAAAUAAAUCAACAAAAUAUGGCAACAAUCAAUUACAUCAGUAUUGACGAAAUGCUCACCCACGUGGGAGAAUUUGGUUUGUUUCAAUGGUUGUUGGAUGCAAUGUUCUGCGUGAUGGUAUUCCCACAGUCAUAUCAGGUGUUGAUUAUGUACUUUGCAGCAUUAAAUCCUGAUUGGCAAUGUGUUAAUGGUACAGAGUGUCCAUACAACGGUACCUUAAAUAGCAAAAACACUUCACGAUGCGACAUGCAACGAAGUUCAUGGGAAUAUACAAAACCAAAAGAUUAUUCCAUUGUGACAGAGUUUGAUAUUAUUUGUGGCAAAGAAUGGCAAAUCCAUUUAACUUCUUCGAUUUUCUUUUUAAGUUGGGGAAUUGGCGCUAUAGUCUUAGGAUAUUUUGCAGAUAAAACCGGAAGAAAAAGUAUAAUCUUCCCAUCAAUUUUCGUUAUUAUUAUCGGUGGCUUAAUCACGUCCUUUUUACCAAAUAUUUACAUUUUUGUUGUCGCAAGAUUCAUAGUGGGUUUUUUCACACCAGGAACUUCCGUGCAAGAAUUUGUUUUGAUUAACGAAGUCGUUGGCAGCAAGUACCGCCCGAUUGCAGGAAAUCUCAUUUGGUUUUGCUUCACACUUGCCUUGUGUGCGCUUGGUCUUCAAGCUUACUUUAUUCGACAGUGGAAGUAUCUCUUCAUAGCAUGUACUGCUCCCUACAUAUUUGUCUUGUUGUUCUACAAAUUUGUACCUGAAUCCGUUCGAUGGCAAAGAUUAAACGGUAAAGAUGAACAAGUGGCCGAGUGUUUUCGUCGUAUUGCAAGGUGGAACAAGAAAGAAAUUCCUGAAGGUGUACAGGUUGAACGGAGAAGUAGUAAUGAUAUCUCACAUCAUGCCAGUCCUCUUGAUCUGUUUGUACAUCGAAAGAUAGCAAUUCAAACACUUGUGCAAGGUUAUGCUUGGCUUGUGAAUGGAAUGGUAUACUAUGGUUUAUCGUUAGCAGCAGACGAUUUAGGUGGUUCUAUUUAUGCUAAUUAUGUGUUGCUGAGUGCCAUCGAGUUCCCUGCUACGUUGUUUUGUGUGUACAGUUGUGGAAAGUUCGGACGAAAAAAAACUGUCAUUUAUUCCCUAAUUAUUGCGAGUACAACUUGCGUUAUCGUUGCAUUCGUACCUAGUGAUGGAGGAGGACAUAUUGCUCGAAUCGUUUUAGGUCUAAUUGGCAAGUUUUUUAUCACAUCGAGUUUUAACGGUAUUUAUACGUGGUCGGUGGAGAUUUACCCUACAAAUAUUCGAGCAGAGGGAAUGGGGUUUCUGCAAGUAACAAGUCGAAUAGGAGCUGCCUCGUCACCUUGGAUUGCGAAAGGAUUAAAAGUUCUCCACGAAGCCGUUCCAUUUGCUGUCAUGGGAACACUAGGUUUACUUGGAGUGGUCUUUUUGUUUCUUUUACCAGAAACCAAAGGUAUGGCGACGUGUGAGAGCGAAAACGUAGACGGUAAAGUAACCUCCACGGAAAUUGGUAUGGAAAACAUGGCGCAGGCAAAAGAAUAAAUCCUUCUGUACAUACAAGUGACAUCUCAGCAACCCUUUUCUUAUUAUUUUAAAAUAUAAU
Molecule: messenger RNA, 1649 nt
Organism: Hydractinia symbiolongicarpus
Lineage: Eukaryota; Metazoa; Cnidaria; Hydrozoa; Anthoathecata; Hydractiniidae
Exons: 2
Coding region: 71-1588 (505 amino acids)
Biological process (GO): transmembrane transport
Cellular component (GO): membrane
Molecular function (GO): transmembrane transporter activity
Source: RefSeq, a predicted model, not a curated record